AUUGGUUUUUGGUUUCAACAAUUUCAGUGGUUUCAAAUUCAAGCAUUUAAAGCAAUUGAAUGAAAUUGGUGUCAUUUCGUUUAGUUUCUGUUUUUGAUGUUAUUUCUUAUAAUUAAAUAACCAAUAUCGAAAAGUGUUCAUUGUAAUUUAUCUCCUAAAUAAAAUAAAAAUGACUUCUAUAGAUCUCGAUCCUUCCAUUAAACUUUGUCUGAAAUAUUUGCAUUCAAGUGCGCCAGAUUCAACAGAACAGCUUAGAUUAACCUUUGAUGAUGUCCUCACACAAAUUUACGGCAGCUCAAAAACACUUGGUAACGUGUUACCUAAGAAAUAUUUGGCUGAAGAGAAAAUGGAAUCAACAUCACGAUCGAAGCAUAAGAGUGAUAAAUCUAGAACGGUUCCUAUACCUCACCAAAGUCCACAACAGAUUCAAAUACCAGAACGCGAAGAUGAUGACAGUUCCGUAAUGGAUGGGGAAUUAGCAUUUAAUCUCUUGGAAGAGGACUUAACUUGCGCUGUAUGUAGGCAGAUUGCAGUACAGGCUGGUAACCGUUUAGUUGAGUGUGAUGCUUGCCAUGCCCUCUACCAUCAGGAUUGUCACAAGCCAGUGAUAAGCGACAAUGAUAUGGGAACAGGAUGGCAAUGUGCAUCAUGUCUUUCAUCCCAAGGGUUUGCUGCGGGAUAUUCUAGCAAGACAUCAUCUUCUUCUAAAUCACCUUCCCAUGCUUCUGGAUCCACUACCCCAGUCAAGAUAUCCUCGAGCAGCUCUGCAUCAUCAUCACCAUCCAAGAUGGUUACACCUAACAUAAAUAUCAUCACUGCUGACAAGAGGUUGCAGAUUAUGAAGAAGAAAGCAGCAAAACAACAUGAAAAAAAGAAAUCAAAGAAUUAGUAAAUAAAUAAGUUCUAUGUAUUGAUAAUAAAUAAA
Papilio xuthus (Asian swallowtail) is the source of this 925-nucleotide messenger RNA. RefSeq names its product integrator complex subunit 12 (gene IntS12). Lineage: Eukaryota; Metazoa; Arthropoda; Insecta; Lepidoptera; Papilionidae. Gene Ontology annotation, cellular component: integrator complex. The transcript is spliced from 2 exons. Gene Ontology annotation, biological process: snRNA 3'-end processing. The record is from RefSeq and is a predicted model, not a curated record. The coding region runs from base 170 to 889 and encodes 239 amino acids.